AUGUCCAACACAACACAAAAACCCCCGGGUAAUGAUGUACGAUUGAGUAAAAAACUAUCAUGGUUACUGAGGCAUGGCUUGAAAAAAGAAGGGUUCCAGAUACAACCGGAUGGCUUCAUUAAGGUCGAUGAGUUAUUAAAACAUCCCCACUAUUGUCGUGAUUAUAGUUUGACGACAUUACAAAGGCUGGUGGAACAAGAUGCCAAACAACGUUAUACCCUGCGAAAGAAUCCCUUGCAGGGAUACUGGGAAAUUCGUGCCAAUCAGGGACAUUCGUUGGAAGAAAUUGAAGCAGAUCAAUGUUUGCAGUUGCUCCCCAGUGCCCAAGAAGUACCAAUGGCUGUACAUGGUACCUAUUAUCGUCAUUGGAAUAGCAUAAAGUCCGGUGGCUUAAAGCGAUUUCAACGUAAUCAUAUACACUUUGCCACAAGUGAUUGCUGUUCGAAUAAUGUCAGUGGUUUUCGUUCCGAUUGUCAAAUAUUGAUUUAUUUAAAUGUGGACAAGGUGUUCCGGGAGGGCAAACUGCAACUAUAUCGUUCGGAUAAUAAUGUUAUUUUGUGUUCCGGUCUGGAAGAUGGCUCGAUACCCCCAACAUAUUUUCUGAAAGUUGUGGACCGUAAAACAGGGAGGAAUUUGGAGUUUUAA
Messenger RNA from Musca vetustissima, 645 nucleotides. Its product is annotated as tRNA 2'-phosphotransferase 1-like. Lineage: Eukaryota; Metazoa; Arthropoda; Insecta; Diptera; Muscidae. Gene Ontology annotation, molecular function: tRNA 2'-phosphotransferase activity. Gene Ontology annotation, biological process: tRNA splicing, via endonucleolytic cleavage and ligation. The record is from RefSeq and is a predicted model, not a curated record. The transcript has a single exon. Bases 1 to 645 code for a protein of 214 amino acids.